Macrosiphum euphorbiae (potato aphid) is the source of this 1023-nucleotide messenger RNA. The record is from the annotation of a GenBank genome assembly. Lineage: Eukaryota; Metazoa; Arthropoda; Insecta; Hemiptera; Aphididae.
AUGAUGGCCAAUUUCCAAUUUAAAGAUGGUCAUAUUGAACAACAACUCAAUGCUCCAAGAACCUUAGAUGAAGUUCGACGUUUAAAUGAACAAUACUAUUUUAGAUUAUGUAAUGAUUUAGAAGCUCAAGCUGAAGCUAAAGCUGAAGCUCAAGCUAUAGCUAAAGCUAAAGCUCAAGCUCAAGCUAAAUCUAAAACAAAUCGGAAUAAGAUCAAGAUUCAAAAUUUGGAAAAUGAAUUGCAACACAAAAAGAGUACUCAGGAUGCAAUUCAAGAAGAUGUAAAUGUGGCCAAUUUACCUAUUACAAAAUUAACAAAACUAAGAGAUGAUUUAUUGUCCUCUUAUAAUAAUUAUUUGAGGAAAAUUAACGAUUUAGAACAACUAAGAGUACUUCAAACACCUAACUAUAUAUCUGAAAUUCGUGCACUUGAUCAACAAUUAACAGCCAUGCAAAUUGAUAUUUCGAAGAAAGUACAAAAAUAUCAAGAUUUAAUAAGCAUAGAAAAUAGCACUUAUCAAAAAUUAUUAGUGAGUGAACAAACAGUGUUAGAUAUUACUCCAAAUCCGCCUGUAGUUUGCAGCCCAAGUGCAAAAAAAAGAAAAUUGUUUGAAAGUGACGAAACAGAGAGUGAAUUUUCUAAUAUUAUCACUGUUUCAUCAACUAGUGAUAUUGAAAUUAGUGAAGUGUGUCCUGAUGGACAGUUUGUAAAAUUAUAUAACAAAGGAUCAAAGGAAUUGGCAUUGAAAGGAUAUGAAUUGGUACGCACUACUCCUGAGCAAAAUGUUUCUACUGUAUUCAAGUUUCAUGGUUCGGUAAAUCUUGGAGCUGGUAAUUGGCUAACUGUAUGGUCUUCUACUGCCAGUAAUCAAAUAUAUAAACAUAGUGCUGGAUCAAUUAUCAUGGACAUUCAAGAUUGGGUUGUUGGUGAUCUUAUGGCUACAAUACUUUUAAAUCCUGAGGGACUAGAAGUAGCAACUCAUGAACUUAAAAAAAGGGCAGGUUUCUCUUUCACGAUCCAAUGA